AUGUCUGUGACCCUUCAUUUUCUUAAUUCUAAAUUGUUGCUUUGCCUCUUAGUAACGUUAUCCCAACACUAUUUUACAUUUGCUACCUCAAAACCAACUUUUGGCUUGAGUAUAAGGGCUAUCCUCGAUGAUUCCCCAGGGUCUCCUCUAUACCUUAUCGAAAACCUCACUAGAGCUGAAAGAGUAGAAAGGUUUAUCAAAAUUAAAUAUGCUAGAGCCAAUUAUUCCGAUUUGGUUUCUCGUUCUAAUGCAAAGGUUGUUCAUGAUAAUAUCCGCAUACCGAUACUUCGAGAUUAUUUGUUCUAUGUUAGCCUCCGCGACUUAUGGCACAUUCCUUGUAGUCGUCCUCUCUGCCAUGGCGAUGACAGACUCUAUGAUUGUGUAAACGGUGAAUGUGUCUAUGAUGUUCUGUAUGGUGGUGGAGCCACUACCAGGGGCGCUGCAUCCCUGGAAUCAUUCCAAUUCUAUAUUAGUAAUGCUGAUACGAAAACUUUCACCAACGUAAUCUUUGGUUGCUCGAAUGAUAACAGCGACUUUUUGUUCGACGGCAGUGAUGUUUCAGGGAUCUUUGGAUUAAGCAAGUCUCCGGAUUCAAUGGCGAGCCAGUUUUCUCCUUUAACUCACACUCGAUUCUCAUAUUGUUUUGGUCCCUUUUCGCGAUGUAAUGCCUCGUCCAAUCAUCCUAGGGUUCGGAGAGGACAUUCCGCAGCUGCCUCCAGGACAGGAUUUCACCCUGAUACGUUCAGAAUCAGGCCAGAUGGCUCAGGUGGUUGCUUCAUAGACUCUGGAACUUUAGUCUCUCAAAUUGAUUUCAACACUUUAGGGGUCAAUGCUUAUGAAGCAGUAAUGAGAGUCCUUGAAGCUUAUUACGGGUCACGAAAACUUGAAAGAACAACAGUUUUAAAAGUAUUUGAGCUGUGUUAUAAAAGUCCAGCAAAUUAUCAUGAUUUCGCAGCAAUAACAUUCCAUUUUAAUGGAGCUAAUUACAGCGUAGAUGGGGAACAUGGGCUUUUCUUCGACCCUGUACAAGGGUUUUUCUGUGUAGGAAUACUAAGGGGAAGAGCCGGACUGUGCUAG
Durio zibethinus is the source of this 1077-nucleotide messenger RNA. Lineage: Eukaryota; Viridiplantae; Streptophyta; Magnoliopsida; Malvales; Malvaceae. The record is from RefSeq and is a predicted model, not a curated record.